AUGGUUUAUAUAGAGUUACAGCACUGCCUCACUCUUCCAAUCGUGUCAAAACUGACUUUAGAAAAUAUAGGAAAUUGGAGGAAGAUGCGGUUUGUUCUGUUUUUCACGUUUUAUGUUUUCCUGGUGUAUGGCAACCGCCAUGAGUUGAGACUCAUUAAUUUACGUGGCAUGGAGGCCAUGGCGCUCGCCAUGGUGGUGGUGGCGUCCGCCACAUCAGCAAAAGUGAGAUUUUGCUUCUUUUUCUGCUCUUUCUUCCUCCUUUUUUAUUAUGAUGCAUGUUUCUUCACAAAUAGCAAAAAGCCUGAAACACAACACAAAGCAACAUAA
This is a messenger RNA of Vicia faba (fava bean), 327 nucleotides long. The record is from the annotation of a GenBank genome assembly. NCBI's taxonomy places the organism in Eukaryota, Viridiplantae, Streptophyta, Magnoliopsida, Fabales, Fabaceae.